GGCUUCAGGGGGAGUGGCUAGGUUUGACGUCACCCUCUUACGGAGUGUCACACCACCGCAAGCACAUACGGUAGUGGCUUCCUCUUUCAGCACGUUCAUACAAAAACAGCAGCAUGAAGACUGGAUUUUAGAAUGGACUGUAAAUCUAGUUUUAGUUAUUGCUUCUUUGUAGUCAUGGCGUGAUGCCAGAAGUAUUUUAAUACAGACUGGGGUUUUUAGAAGAAAAGGAAAUGCCAACUGUCAGUAGCUAUAUGAGUUUCCGUUCAUCAAAAAGAUUAAAAUUUUCCAGCAGCUACCCAGUAGAGAGCAGUGGUGGUGGAGUGUCAGCCAAAUUGAAGAAGAGCAGGAGCACCUCCAGCAAAGACGGUGUCAAAAAAGUGGAGGCCAGGAAGACGUUGAGUCUGGAGGCGGCACAGCUGGAGAUUCAAGAGCAACACAAAAGCCUCACCAGACAGUUGGCCAUCAGGUUACAGACUUUCGACGUUGACUGCAGAAGCUUCGACAGGCCUCAGGGCAGUGGCACACAAAGUAGUUUCAUAAAGCACAAUGCAACAUUCCACAAAUUGUUUCCAGACAUUCCAGAAAGUGAAGACUUGAUACAUGCAUACAUCUGUGCCCUGCAAAAGGAAGUGCCCUACCAUGGUCGAUUGUACAUCACGAACAGCCAUGCCUGUUUCCACUCGUCUGUUCUGCUCAAGGACACCAAGGUAGUGAUCCCUGUCUCCUGCAUUCACGUUGUCAAAAAGCAGAACACUGCUUUGCUGGUACCGAACGCCUUGUCAGUCCGAACCACAGAGGGAGAAAAGUUCCUGUUUGUCUCAUUACGGAACAGAGAAGCAUGUUAUCAGCUGCUGUGCUCUGUGUGUCCUCAGCUUGAGGACCGCAGCACCAACAGUAGCCCCGUCAUCUCCUCUGCCGAACAUAGCUUUGACAAGAGCAAACUUGUUAACUCCAGCCAGUCCAGUCUGGAUGGCAGCUUUGACCAGUUCGAUGGCUCUGAGCCGCAGGCAUUGCAGGACAAACCUCUGCACAGCGCACACAAAGAGACCGCACUGCCUAAUGGAAAAGGAUCCACUUUCAAAAGCCUGCAUAAGCAGCAGAGUGAGAGCUCAUCUUCAGAGGAUGAUUUGUCCGUUUCAGUUCCAGGUGGCUCGUGGGUUUGGAAUGUGACGGAGAAGGCCAAGUCUCUGCUGGUUCAGAGAGAGGCCAGCACCCUCAACACGCUGCUCUUCAUCUACUUGAUACUGGUGGUGGUGCUGCUGCUGUCCUCAGGCUACAUCGGGUUACGUAUUGUGGCCCUGGAGGAACAGCUGAUGUCACUUGGUGCACUGCCCGAGUUCACCCUACAGAGCGGGUACCGCCAAGACACAUAACACUCAGCGAAAGGAGAGGUAGAACGGCUGACUAGUGACUUGGAGGAUAACUUCCAGCGGAAGACAUUUCAUGUCACGUCAAGCGAAAAGUGGCCAAUCUGUGCAAUUUCAACUUUUUAACUUGAAGGGCUAGUUAAAAAAAAAAAAAAAUCAUGCAAAAUAAGAAAAAAGAGAUGCCACCACUUAGUCGCACAGAGCCGAGCCAAAACACAUGUACAUCCUGCAUGGUUGCAGCGUGUCUUGCUGUGAGGACCAAAGUCGAGCUUGGAGGACGUGGGACCGACUGUUCCACAUCAUCUUCCUCUCCUUCAGCAUGCUGUCUGAACAGGGUUAUACCGAUCAGCAUUAGCCAGCUGUCGCGCUCACCAACACACCCCGGCACCGCAGACGUCGCGCUGCCACUAGCCAAAGAUGUGCACGUCUCUCUGCAUGACGUUCACCCUCACCCUUCCGUCUUUGCAUCAGUAUGAACGCGUCUGUCUCCUUGGAAACUUGGGUACCUCUCUUUUGAAUGUCUUUUCUUCCUUACCAGCUUCGGGCUGAAAUGAUGAUGAUCAGCCCACAAAGGCUUCUCCUGAUGGUCUACUCUCUCCUGCUCAGUUUCUUUAUCUCUUCCUCGUAUUUGAAGUGAUUUAACAAGUUUAAUGAUCAAUGCUCAGAGCUUGUCCGGCAUAAUCAAUGCAUACAUAGUUGACAGGAAAGCUGGACAAGAUGUCUCAAUGCGUUGUCAGGAGAAGAAGUGGUCACACUUUUGUUUUUUGGACAAAGUGGCGUUUGUACAUUUCUAGUCAGGUUUCAGCAAGGUACACCAAUGAUGUGUCGCUAAUGUUCAUGUGUGCAUCUGCAUUAAGGAAACCUGACUGACUACAAGUUGUCCCUCGCCUCCGUGGAGGACAACUUAAAACCGCGCUUGUUGAUAAGAUCAAAGUUUCAGCAACAACAAAAAUAGCUCUAAAAAUUUUCAAAAUGCCACAAAUUACUAUUAUGCAGAGCAAAAUGUUUUUUAUUUCUGUGUACUGUUUUUCAAAUCAAACUUUUGUGGGGAAGAAAAUGUGUUAAAAAGGAAAAAACAAAAAAACUAAGAUGUGAGUAAAAGGAGCGAGUGCACUUUACCUAAUGUGUUGUGCCUGUCACAAUCCAAGACGCUGUGUUUGGAUUGAGUAGAAAUGGCAAAAAGUUGUCAUUUCGGGUGUUUGUCUGACGGUGCUAAGACCUUUCUUUGUUUCAAAGUGUUUUCACUCAGGGCUGGUGGAGACGAUCCACCAGGUAGAUAUUCCUUUGUCAUUUCAAAGUCUAGUGCUCGUCAUUGGGCUUCACGUCUUGGCUUGGGUGCUUCUCUACAGUCCCUUUGAGCAAGAGAGAGCGAGAUCACCGCUUGACUAUUAAUUUGACUUGUAUUUAUUGCUUGACUUGAUUCUUUUUCCAUAAGAGCCUCUCCCACCUGCCUGAUGAUGCCCAUCCACACCACAGCUCACGCUCUGUUGUUGUGGAAGCGCUCCUUUCCCAACAUGGAAUAGACUUGAUUCAAAACUGCAUCACAAGUUCAAUUUGCUGCAUUCGGUCUCCCAGCAGGGGGUAGCACACGCACAGAUCUACUGUCCUCAAGCGAAUACGAUGCAAAUAUCCUAACGGGGGCAGCAUUUGUGUGGUUUUGCACUAUUCAAAGUGUAAGUUUUGUAACCAUUGUUAAUGUCCUUAAUUAUACUACGGCCCUAUAAAUAUAUAUUUAUUUGCAUUCUGUGUAAUUCAAAGUAGUCUCUGUGAGAUGACUUUGCUAUUGCUGAAAAUAAAUCAAAUGUUGCGAAGAA
This is a messenger RNA of Phycodurus eques (leafy seadragon), 3181 nucleotides long. Its product is annotated as GRAM domain-containing protein 2B. The coding region runs from base 231 to 1373 and encodes 380 amino acids. The transcript is spliced from 13 exons. The record is from RefSeq and is a predicted model, not a curated record. NCBI's taxonomy places the organism in Eukaryota, Metazoa, Chordata, Actinopteri, Syngnathiformes, Syngnathidae.